Messenger RNA from Moneuplotes crassus, 1087 nucleotides. Lineage: Eukaryota; Ciliophora; Spirotrichea; Euplotida; Euplotidae. The record is from the annotation of a GenBank genome assembly.
AUGGCUUGCACUCGCAAACAUCACUCUCUGCAUCUUGAUUCGGUUCUUGGCUUUUUCGAGGUUGAUGAUGUCAGUUGUGUCGAUGAAGACAUGCAUGACAGAAGGCUUGCCUUUCCAUUCCAUCCUGAUAGAUUUGGUUUCGAAGUUUCUUCUGAAGCGGUCCUCUUCAUCGAAAAUUUCAUCCAGCAUAUUUGAGCGUUUGACUGGGAUGUUAUAAAAUUAUUGUGAGAUCCAGUGAAGAACAAUGAGUUAAACAACAUCUAGAAGUCUUCAGAGUUGAAGUCAGACUUACUUGUCAGCAGACUUGUCUCAAUCAAUAAUUGCGUGUUUCCUAAAAUUUUGGCCAUUUGCUUUGUAUCAAUGAGGAUUCUCAGUAAGAAACUGUAACAAAUCUCAGUGUUCACUUUGAUUAUUCAUGGUUUUAUCUGUCUUUAAAGUGACUUUUACUUGUUCAAGUCUCUGAAUCUUGCGGUUCAGAGUCUUUAUUGAAGCUUCGAACUGGUUGUUUGGAUAUCACUUAGACUUAUCAGAGAUUCUCUGAGGUAGUAUAAGUACUGGAUGAGGAAAUUCUUGCAUCAUUUUAGCCUUCUCUUUGACCAACUUAUUGUUCUUCAAGAUAAUUGAAUACAUAUCAGCUAGUCUUGAUUGCUCAAUAUAAGCUCAGAAACUCUAAUAAAGAAUUGAGGCAACUGUUGAUAGUAAAAUAUAAUUGUCGAGCUCUCCAAUCUUUCUCCAUAUCAAAUAUAAGUUAAGAACAUUUGUCAGAGUAAACACAAUAGAGUUCAGCCUUUUUCUGGUUGAAAUCAGCGCAGUCGUGAAAUAAAAUAUCAAUAAGUGUUUGAAAGAUAUCAAUUCUGGUGCCCUACAUAGUCUGAAACAUUGUCAAAAUGAGCUAGUAUGAAUGCAGCACAGUUGAUGAAGCCGAUGCAAAUCUUCACAUAGGAGAGAGGCUCUGAGAUGAAAUAUAUUGGGAUUCAUGAAAGUCCCAAUAAUAUGAAGUUAGGAGCGGCAUGCUCAUGAUCUUCUUGUGUCCUUGAAGACUUGUGAGACUAACAAUGAUCUGCUGAGCUUACCUUGAUUAUGUGAA